AUGGCGAGGUCGGGAAUCCGCAAUCCCGGGAAUUGCGGCUCCCGGCGGCAUUCCCGGCCUCCGAAGCCGCACGUGUCUCCCCAUCCCGUCGUCGCCGAGGAAAUGGGAAAAUCCAAUUCCCUGUUUCCCGGAGCCUCCCAGGAAGAGCCCUUUGUUUUUCCUCGGAUUAACCCUUCCCGGCACCGGGAUCGCGGCCUCUUCCUCGGCGCCAGCUCCGGGAUGGGACAAAGAGCCGGGAACAAUCCCAAAAAACACCCCAAAAACCUCCGGAAAGCUCCAGCCCUUCCCUUGGAUAGCAGGGAUACCGGGAUGCGGAUGCGGGAUAUAUUUCCCCAUCUUCCUUCAGCAAACAGCCGGGAAUGCGCAGACGGAGAAUCCCAGAAAAAGCUGCCGCUCCUGCACCGGGAGCGCUGGGAAAGGGCCAGGAAGCGGGAAGAAAGCCGGAAUUCCGGCUCCUCCUCGGCGCUCCCGCGGAAAGGCCCGAAAACGGCAGGAAUCGCCCCAAAACGGGGCCCUCCCCUCCCCCAGGCCCUCGGAGCGCUCUGCUCCAAAUCACUUCCAGACCCGCAUUCCCACAGCGGGAGGAGGAGGGAUACAAUGGGAGCGGAGCGGGAGGAGAAGCGGAUCCGAAUCCGCGGAUACCGGCCGGCUUUUCCGUUAUCCGGCGCGUCGGGGAGGGAAUUCCGUGGGUCUCGGAGGCCCCGGCUGCCCGGAGCGGAUCCGGAAGGGCGCCGGAUCCGGGAGCUUUUCCCGCAGCCACGAUGGAUAUUCCGGCUCCCGGGCCGGCUCCGGAUGCGGCUCGAGGGGCUCCCCCUCCGCCGGCUCCCGCUUUCGGGCGCGAAACGGCCCCGGAUCGGGACCCGCUUCCCGCUUUUCCCGGCGCAUCCCGGCGUUCAUUCCCGUCGCAUCCCGCGGCGCGCGGUGAGGAGCGGGACGCGGAUCCGGCUCCUCUUCCGGCGGGAAGAGGCGGCUGCUGCUCCCCGCUCGGAAUCGCCGGGAAGCCGCUCCGUUUGCGCCCGCGUUCCGGGCUUGGCGGAGAGGACGGCUUGCGGGAACGCCGGCGCGCUUCCCGCAUGGAUAUUUCCUUCCUUUCGGCUCUGCCGCGGCAUUCCAGAGCGCUGGGAAAACAGGCCUGGGAAACCGGGCGCCGGCGGAGGCUGCCAUGGCCAAAAACGAGGCAAAAAGGCCCAUUGGCUGGGGUUUCCCCCCAUCGUGGACUCCAAGGAGGCCGAUGCCGGGGGCGGAUGCGGCUCCGGAGCUGCCCGCAGAGGGAAGCAGCCUCCCGGCUCCCCGCACGGCUCCUUCCUGGACUGCAGCCUCUGCGGGAAGGCGUUCGGAAGCGCCAGCUCCCUGAGCAAGCACUACCUGAGCCACAGCCAGGAGCGCAAGCACGUCUGCGGCGUCUGCAGCAAGGCCUUCAAGCGCCAGGACCACCUGAGCGGGCACAUGCUGACGCACCAGAAGACGAAGCCCUUCGCGUGCCCGGAGCAGGGCUGCGGCAAGAGCUACUGCGACCAGCGCUCGCUGCGGCGCCACGGCGAGCUGCAGCACGGCCUGUGCGUCCCCAAGGGGGACGGCGCCGCGCCGGCACCGCCGGAUCCCUCCGGGAGCUCUCCGGGAGCCUCCGGGGACGCCCGUCCUUGUCCCGGCGUGUUGGCCGUGGUGGCUCCCGACGGCUCCGCGGGGCUGCCGUGCUUCCCGCUGUUCUGCGGGAUGGACGGCGCCGCGGGCUCCCUGCAGAGCGCCGAAUUGGCCACGGUGUCGCCGAGCCAGGUGGCCAUGGCCUCCUUCCCGUCGCGCCGGGACCGGCCCCGGCUCACCAUCUUCAACAGGAUCCAGGGUGGAAAUAUCUACAGCUUUACGAGCGCAGCGAGGGAGGAGAGCUCGGCAGCAGCAUGUACUAAGACCAGUGGUGUUCCUACAGAUGGAGGCAGAUUUGAAAGUGGUUUUCUUUGCAAGAGCUGCAGUCAGCUGUUCUAUACCGAGAAAGGCCUGGAGAGCCACAUGUGUUUCCAGGGCGAGCAGUGGUGUUCACCAGAGAGGAAGGAGGAGCAGCAGGAAAACGGGAAUGCCCAGAAGCUGGACGCCGGGAGCAAUCCCUGCGGAACGGAGGCGCGUUCGGAAGCGGCGGCUCCGCUCGUCAUUCCCGUCUCCGUCCCUGUGCCGGCGCCGAGCCCGCCGGGAAGCAGCAAGGAGGCUCCCGGCUGCCUCCCGAAGGCGGGCGAGCGGGAAAGCCGGGAUGCGGACGAGCUCCGGGAAAACGCGCGGCAGAAGAAGAGGAAGAGGCAAACGCGCCCCAAAUCCCUGUUUAUCCCCCCGCCGCCCUCCUGCGAGGCCGCGGGGGGCUGCUUCCAAAGCAACCUGCGCUCCCCGGUGUUCCUGGUGGAUCAUCUCCUGCGGGAUUUGUUCCAGAGCUCUCCGUACACGCCGCCCCCCAUGCUCAGCCCCAUCCGGGAAGGAUCCGGCCUUUAUUUCAGCACCCUCUGCUCUGCUAGCGGAGACCCCAACCAGCUGUUCAGCACCGUGUUAGACAGGAUGGACAGAGACUUUGGGUUUUGCCUGGUGAAGGAUAACACCAAAAUCAGCGUGGAGCCGCACAUUAACAUCGGAAGCCGCUUCCAGGCGGAGAUCCCGACGCUCCAGGAUAGAUCCAACCUGGAAAGCGCCGAGCAGGCGGCCUCAUUAGUGUGGAAACCCUGGGGAGACAUCGCCACGAACCAGGAAACCCAGGACAGAGUGACGGAGCUGCUGAACAUGGCCUGCUCCAGCGUCAUGCCCGGCGGGGGGACGAACCUGGAGCUCGCCCUGCACUGCCUGCACGAAGCCCAGGGCAACGUCCUGGAGGCCCUGGAAAUGCUGCUUUUCGGAGGGCCCCGGAAGUCGGAAUCUCAUCCCCUUGCUAAUUACCGUUACGCAGGCUCGGAUAUCUGGACGCCCUUGGAGAGGCAGCUGUUCCAGAAGGCGUUUUGUGUGCACAAGAAGGACUUCUUCCUCAUCCAGAAGAAGAUUCAGACUAAGAACGUGGCCCAGUGUGUUGAAUAUUACUAUAUCUGGAAAAAAAUAAUAAAAUUUGACUGCGGCCGAGUUCAAGUCAUAGAGAGAAAGGUCAAGAAAGACAAGAAUGAGUUAGAAAAGACUGAAGAAAAGGGCGGUGACGAGCCCGGGACGAAGCAGAGGGGCUGCGGGACGGGGACGCCGCGCGCGUGGAGCCCGUCCUGCCGCCUGCGCGCGGAUCCGUGCGGCCCCGCGGGCGCCUUUCCGUGCAGGGAAUGCGAGCGGGUGUUCGCCAAGAUCAAGAGCCGGAACGCCCACAUGAAGCGGCACCGCCUGCAGGAGCUCCGGUGGCCCCCGAAAUCCCUGCGGAACGACACGGACGGGGCCCAAACGUUCCCGGAAUAA
Molecule: messenger RNA, 3399 nt
Organism: Tinamus guttatus (white-throated tinamou)
Lineage: Eukaryota; Metazoa; Chordata; Aves; Tinamiformes; Tinamidae
Source: RefSeq, a predicted model, not a curated record